AUGGCAGGUUUGGCUCCGGAAGGUUCGCAAUUUGAUACGAAGCAGUAUGACACUAAGAUGAAUGAAUUGCUUUCCACUGAUGGACAAGAACUCAUCACCACUUAUGAUGAAGUCUUUGAUACUUUUGAUCAUAUGGGAUUGCAAGAAAAUCUCCUGAGAGGCAUAUAUGCUUAUGGUUUUGAGAAGCCUUCUGCAAUCCAGCAAAGGGGAAUUGUUCCUUUCUGCAAAGGUCUAGAUGUGAUUCAGCAGGCUCCGUCUGGAACUGGAAAGACUGCAACCUUUUGUUCUGAAAUUUCGCAACAGCUUGAUUAUGGUUUGGUUCAGUGCCAGGCUUUGGUUUUGGCACCAACAAGGGAACUUGCACAGCAGAUUGAGAAGGUUAUGAGAGCUCUUGGUGAUUACCUUGGUGUUAAAGUUCAUGCUUGUGUUGGUGGCACUAGCGUUCGUGAGGAUCAACGUAUUCUACAAACUGGUGUCCAUACUGUUGUUGGCACUCCUGGACGUGUGUUUGACAUGCUGCGAAGACAGUCUCUUCGGUCCGACAGCAUUAAAAUGUUUGUUUUGGAUGAGGCUGAUGAGAUGCUUUCUCGUGGUUUCAAGGACCAGAUCUAUGAUAUCUUCCAGCUGCUGCCACCUAAAAUUCAGGUUGGAGUGUUCUCUGCUACAAUGCCACCAGAAGCCUUGGAGAUCACCAGGAAGUUCAUGAAUAAGCCAAUGAGAAUUCUGGUAAAGCGUGAUGAAUUGACCCUUGAGGGUAAUAAGCAGUUUUAUGUGAAUGUUAACAAGGAAGAAUGGAAACUAGAGACAUUAUGUGACCUUUAUGAGACUCUGGCCAUCACUCAGAGUAUCAUUUUUGUCAACACAAGGCGCAAGGUGGACUGGCUCACUGACAAGAUGCGAGGCAGGGACCAUACAGUCUCAGCCACCCAUGGAGACAUGGACCAAAACACUCGUGAUAUCAUCAUGCGUGAAUUCCGCUCUGGUUCUUCCAGAAUUCUCAUUACCACCGACCUCUUGGCUCGUGGUAUUGAUGUUCAGCAAGUGUCUUUGGUGAUAAACUAUGAUCUUCCUACCCAACCGAAAACCAUCAACCCAACCUCUAUCAGUUCCGCUUCAAACCAAUCGGUCCGCACACUAACUGUCACAAACUUCCAUUUCAGAACUUCCUAUGUCUCCAUAACGGCUCCUCUCGCCAAUAACCAACCUCACACUUCUUUAAUUCCAACCGCGACUCACCCACUCUGUGACCCUUCAAACUUCCUCUCCCUUCAUCCACAAACCCAUUCUUCUAUCACCUCACUAUCACCACCCAUAUCCACCACCACUCACAUCAUAGAAACCGAUGUCGACCACCGUUUCUGUCAGCCGGCAAACAACCGCCAUCGCUAA
This is a messenger RNA of Vicia faba (fava bean), 1389 nucleotides long. Lineage: Eukaryota; Viridiplantae; Streptophyta; Magnoliopsida; Fabales; Fabaceae. The record is from the annotation of a GenBank genome assembly.